Molecule: messenger RNA, 3096 nt
Organism: Teleopsis dalmanni
Lineage: Eukaryota; Metazoa; Arthropoda; Insecta; Diptera; Diopsidae
Product: zinc finger protein 268-like
Biological process (GO): regulation of transcription by RNA polymerase II
Cellular component (GO): nucleus
Molecular function (GO): RNA polymerase II cis-regulatory region sequence-specific DNA binding; DNA-binding transcription factor activity, RNA polymerase II-specific
Source: RefSeq, a predicted model, not a curated record
AUGCUUAAAAAACAUUUAGCUGUGUGCUAUUUGAAUAGUAGUUAUCACUCUCGAAAAGCAGAAAUGAUAAAAAAUAUACAGAAAAUCGAAGAGGAUGCGGUUAAACUAGAGAAGGAGAAUAUAUGCUUUUGCUGCGGUGAAAGUUAUGAUACAUUUCAUAGAGGUCAUAUAUAUUGCUCUGAUUGCCCAAAUUCAUUUAAAACUCAAAUAAGUUACGAACGACAUGUUUUUAUAACGCAUUCGGAAGUUGAUAAAUUUCCUUGUUCCAAAUGUGAAGCAAAAUUGCGUACAGCUACGCUACUGAAGUUACACAAAAAGCAACACACAACUUCUGAAAGAUUGCAUAAACGUGCACAUACAAGAAAGGAACCUUUUAUUUGCGACUUUUGUGAGAAGAAAUGUUUUUCACCGGGUGAAUUGAAAAUACAUCGUCGUUGUCACACCGGUGAAAAACCCUACGCAUGCACUGAAUGCAACCAAACAUUUUCUACUAAGAGCUCACUUAAUCGACAUUUGAGACGGCAUACAGGUGAAAAGCCCUACACUUGUACUGAAUGUGAAAAAAGUUUUGCUAUUAAGCACGCACUCAAUCGUCAUAUGGAGCGUCAUAUUGGUGAUAAGUCACAGUAUGAACACAUAUUAAAAACUAAUAAGAAACAUAAAAAACAAAUCCAAAUUCAUUCAUCUAAAAGCAAGAGUAAAAAUGAAAAUCAGGAGGACAAACUGAAAUGCAAAGAUUGCAAAGCGAUAUAUACGACAGAGGAAGAACUUAAGAUUCAUUAUGAAACUGGAACUCAUAUACCUGAAUAUAACAAAAGCAGCCCUAAAGAUGUGAAAGAAAGAAAAAAAAACUGCACGCUAUGUAGCAUAGAAUUUAAUUCAGUUAAAGAUUCGAUCUUUCACUUCCUGAAGAUACACAGAGAGCAUCCACAGACUUUCCUCAGUGCUAAAUGUGCCCAAAACUUAGAACCAAAUAAUGUCGCUACGUCAUCAGAAAAGCAUUACAGAAGUGAUAAUUCCAACGAAAACCCUAUUGAAAAUGUUACUCCAACUGAUAACAAUGUCUUGCCAUCACUUAAAUAUGAAGAACUUUCGUCAAUGGUAAAUGGAGUUAUUAAACAAGAAUGUAUAGUAGAUGAAAGAACUGAACCAACCACAGAAAAAUUAUUAUUCAAUAACGAAAAUAAAAGUGAAAGGAUACAGCCAACACAUAUGAGUAAUAAUGAACAAAUAUACAUCAAUGAUGAAGUUAUUAUGCAACAAUUUAUAAAACAAGAAGAUCCCGAUGCACCUGCAGAGAAUUUACUAUUAGAAAGCGAAAUGUAUAGUAUUAUAACAAUAGAAAAUGAGACUAUUAAAAAUGAACCAGAAUCUGCUGUUACUGAAACUCCAGACGGUACAAUUAUAAAUGAUCGAAUACCUCUCGAUUAUGGCGGUGUUUCACAAAAAGUAAUAGAAAAUAGUGAAACUGAAACAGUUACUGAGCAAUUAAUUAUGGAAAACGAAUCAACUGUGUUCAAUGUUCAUAAAAGUAAAAUCACAAAUGAGCCAUAUAUCAAUUGCGACUCUUUUAAAAAGAAAUUGCUGAAAUUGGGUGUACAGAAUGACCUUAAUCGUUCUUACAACAGUGAAAACCCAUACUCCUGUGCUAAAUGUAAUAAAAGUUUCUCUCUCAAAAGGUCACUGAAUUAUCAUAUAAGGUAUCAUUGUGGUAAAAAACUUAAUACGUGCACUGAAUGUAACAAAAUUUUUGCUUCUAAGAAAGGACUCAAUAUUCAUAUGAGACAACAUACUGGCGAAAGACCUUACAAAUGCACUGAGUGUAAUAAAGGUUUUACUGUUAAGAGCUCACUUAUUCUUCAUAUGAACCAGCAUACUGGUGAAAAACCAUGCAUAUGUACUGAAUGUAAUCAACAUUUUUCUACAAUGAGCUCACUCAGAAUUCAUAUGAGGCGACAUACUGGUGAAAAACCCUACAAAUGCACUGAAUGUAAUCGACAUUUUUCUAUAAUGAGCUCACUCAAAAGUCAUAUGAGGCGACAUACAGGUGAAAAGUCUUACACAUGCCCUCAAUGUGAAAAAAGUUUUGCUGUUAAAAAAGAUCUUAAUCGUCAUAUAAAAGGACAUACUGGUGAAAAACCUUACACAUGCACUGAAUGUAAACAAUGUUUUGCUCGUAAGGAAACACUGAAACGACAUAUGAGACGACAUACUGGUGAAAAACCAUACACAUGCACUGAAUGUAGCAAAGGUUUUUCCGCUAAGAAGUCGCUUAAUCUUCACAUGAGGCAACAUACUGGUGAAAAGCCAUACACAUGCACUAAGUGUGAAGAAUGUUUUCUUCGUAAAGAUCGACUCAAUAUUCAUAUGAGGGAACAUACCGGGGAAAAACCCUACACAUGCACUGAAUGUAAACAAAGUUUCACUCGUAAGGAGAGACUUGAAAUCCAUGUGAGGCGACAUACUGGUGAGAAACCGCAUUCAUGAGUUACAUAUGCAUCCACUCAAACACAUAAUAAAUACAAAUAUAAUAUAAUGGGUAAUAAAGUUAACCCAGUAUAAAAUAUACAUUUUAUUAUUUUUACUGUUCGUGACAAUUUCAUAUAAUUUUAUGAUUCACAAUAUUGAACGAUUUCAAUAUUGUUCGUGACAAUUCCUAAUUGGACAAUUCGUCACACAUUUCUAAAUAGUAAAUGGUACCAUUGUUUAAUAAACUAAUAGAUGUUUAUUAAUUAUGCGUAUUCAAGUUAUAACAAUGCAUCUCUUUAACAUCAAAGAUCGAUCAUUAAACACGCACCUAAUUAUAUUAGAAAUUCUUCUAUGAUGAUGCAUCCAAGUAAUAUUGGUAUAAAGUCACGUUCACCUAAUUAUCGAUCCUAACAUAAAAUAUGUUUUACGACACACUUUACAAGCAUCGAUCCUAUUGGGUAAUUACACAGAUGCUUGGUUUAUGAUAGAAUAUUAUUCUAUCAUUCAUCCCAUAUAAAAACUGAAUGCACCACUCAGAGGCAGUCAGUACAAUUUCGACCAUGUCUUCGCCAUUAUAUUAAAUUUCAAAUCUCGUCCUCGUUAAUAAAAUAAAUAUCUUAUUCGUGU